This is a messenger RNA of Cooperia oncophora, 363 nucleotides long. Lineage: Eukaryota; Metazoa; Nematoda; Chromadorea; Rhabditida; Trichostrongylidae. The record is from the annotation of a GenBank genome assembly.
AUGCUGAGCAUGAGAUAUGUUAAGCCGUUGCGUCGCAAUUUCAUCAAUCAGCGGAAGGCUUUAAGACUUUCUGGAGCCGCCACAGCACCUUGGGCUAUUGAGCCGCGUGACGUGGCGUUGGCUCGUACAGUUGUGAUAUACAAUGCGAUGAAAUGUGGUAACAUGAGCCUCCAGAAUCCUGACUAUGACAAGAUUCUCAAUUGCUUCCUCCGUGCCGACGCCGAUCUUAUAAGGGAAAAUGAGUGGGCACCUGUGCGUGAAUUCGCUGAUUUCCCAUGGGUACCUGUGGUAGACGGAGAUUUCUUGGUAGAGAGCGCUCACACGUCACUGAAACAAGCUCGAGGGCAACCCGACGCUAUGUAG